AUGAAUCGAAUGGAAGACAGUGUUUUAUCGCCCUCAUAUUUCUGGGAUUGUCUUAGACUAAGCGAGGACUGUCCAUUCAUCUCGAACGCAGAUCCGAAAUUAUACUACUUCGCUUUAGGCUUGGUAGCACUUUAUGUCUCAUUGGUGCUGAUGAUCCUCUUCGACUUGAAGUUUUAUUGGGGGCUGGACAACUUGUACCAUCAGGUAAACUACUAUCUUAAUUUUAUCAAGCGGAAGAUACGGGACGUCCAAAUCAACCAGCGCCGAUUAGUUAGUGCUCAAGAGAGGACGGAGAAACAACUGAAGAAGAGUAUAAAAUACAACCACCUAGUGACCGUACUCCGAUCGACAUUAGUGAAUGAUCCUGAAAAACUUGUCCAACUAACUAAAAGCAAUCCAGGUAGCAGAAACGAUUCUACAGACGACAACUGGAACGAAAUCACUAGUCUCAUCGAAUUUGACGAGAAUGGAAAUUUUGUAUUUUAA
Leptosia nina is the source of this 486-nucleotide messenger RNA. NCBI's taxonomy places the organism in Eukaryota, Metazoa, Arthropoda, Insecta, Lepidoptera, Pieridae. The record is from the annotation of a GenBank genome assembly.